Messenger RNA from Oncorhynchus mykiss (rainbow trout), 3796 nucleotides. RefSeq names its product DNA topoisomerase Ib (gene top1b). Gene Ontology annotation, molecular function: DNA binding; DNA topoisomerase type I (single strand cut, ATP-independent) activity. Lineage: Eukaryota; Metazoa; Chordata; Actinopteri; Salmoniformes; Salmonidae. Gene Ontology annotation, cellular component: chromosome; nucleolus. The record is from RefSeq and is a predicted model, not a curated record. Gene Ontology annotation, biological process: DNA topological change; DNA replication; chromosome segregation.
UCGGACUUAGCCCAGUGCGCAACGACUCCAUUCCACAGUAUCCAGACUACUCUGUCAACCUCAUCUUCUUACCUUGGGCAUCUCUGACUUGUGCAUUUGGCUUUACAAGACAAUGAGCGGGGAUCACGGUGAAAGAGACUCGCAGGUCAAUUCUGGGUCUCGAGCCAAUGACACUCACAAACACAAGGACAAGCACAAAGAACACAGGCGCAAAGAACACAAGAAAGACAAGGAGAGAGAUAAAGCCAAGCACAGCAACAGUGAACACAGGGAGCACUCUGAGAAGAAGCACAGAGACAAGGAGAAGGAGAGGGUGAAGCACAGCGACGGGAGUGUCGACAGGCACAGGGAGAAACAGAAGGAGAAAGACAAAGAGAAGAGAAGAGAGGAAAAGGUCAAAUCCUCCCAUGUUGAAGGCAAGCCCAAGAAGGAGAAAGAAAACGGUCAUGCGAGGGAGAUGUGGAACAGCCCCAGCCCUCCUGCCAUUAAGAGUGAACCAGAGGAGGACAACGGCUUGUACCCCUCUCCCAAACACAACAAGACUCUGAAGAGAGAGAGAGAUGAGGAGGAAUUUGAAUACAAGCCCAAAAAGAUCAAGACAGAGAAUGGCAAGAAGGCAAAGAAGAGAAAACAGGAAUAUGAAGAUGAGGAGGAGGAAGAGGACAUAAAACCCAAGAAGAAGACAAAAGACAAGAAAGCAGGAGCGGAUGGCAAGAAAGCCAAGAAGGAAACAGAGGAGAAGUGGAAAUGGUGGGAGGAGGAGAGAUCUACUGAUGGCUCCAAAUGGAAGUUUCUGGAACACAAGGGACCUGUUCUUGCUCCUCCAUAUGAACCCCUACCUGGCCAUGUCAGGUUUUUCUACGAUGGUAAGCUCCUGAGACUAAGUGCCCCAGCAGAGGAGGUGGCUACAUUCUUUGCUAAGAUGCUGGACCAUGAGUACACAACCAAGGAAAUGUUUAGGAAGAACUUCUACAAGGACUGGAGAAAGGAAAUGACAUCGGAGGAGAAGUCAAAGAUCACAGAUAUAAACAAGUGUAACUUCACGGAGAUGAGCGAGUACUUCAAGGCCCAAUCAGAGGCCCGGAAACAGAUGUCCAAAGAUGAGAAACUGAAAAUCAAAGAGGAGAAUGAGCGUAUCCUCCAGGAGUAUGGUUUCUGUGUGAUGGACAACCAUAAGGAGCGAAUUGGAAACUUUCGCAUCGAGCCUCCCGGUCUGUUCAGGGGGCGUGGGGACCACCCAAAGAUGGGCAUGCUGAAACGCCGCAUCCGCCCUGAAGACAUCAUUAUCAACUGCAGCAAAGACUCCAAGCACCCCAAGCCGCCCCAGGGCACGCGCUGGAAGGAGGUUCGUCAUGACAACAAGGUCACAUGGCUGGUGUCGUGGACUGAGAACAUCCAGGGUUCUAUUAAGUACAUCAUGCUCAACCCCAGUUCCAGAAUCAAGGGCGAGAAGGACUGGCAGAAGUAUGAGACAGCCCGGAGGCUGAAGAAGUGUGUGGAGCGCCUGAGGGCCCAGUACAGAGAGGACUGGAAGUCUAAAGAGAUGAGGGUCAGACAGAGAGCUGUGGCUCUCUACUUCAUAGACAAGCUGGCCUUGAGGGCGGGGAAUGAGAAGGAGGAGGGGGAGACGGCUGAUACGGUUGGCUGCUGCUCCCUGAGGGUGGAACACAUCAAGCUGUACUCCAAGAUGGACGAUCAGGAGUACGUGGUGGAGUUUGACUUCCUAGGAAAAGACUCCAUCAGAUACUACAACAAGAUGCCUGUGGAGAAGAGGGUGUUUAAGAACCUGCAGCUGUUCUUGGAGAAUAAGCAGCCCGAGGAUGACCUCUUCGACAGACUCAAUACCUCUAUUCUGAAUAAGCACCUCCAGGAGUUGAUGGACGGGUUGACAGCCAAAGUGUUCCGUACAUACAAUGCCUCCAUCACCCUGCAGCAGCAGCUCAAAGAGCUCACCAGCCCGGAUGAGAGCAUUCCUGCUAAGAUCCUGUCCUACAACAGAGCCAACCGGGCUGUGGCUAUACUGUGCAACCACCAGAGGGCUGCACCUAAGACCUUUGAGAAGUCCAUGCAGAACCUGCAAACCAAGAUAGACGAGAAGCAGAAGCAGCUGUCGGCCACCAGGAAACAGCUGAAGGGGGCAAAGACAGAGCACAAGGCCUCACAUGAUGACCGAAGUAAAAAGAUGGUGGAGGUGAAGAGGAAAGCGGUCCAGAGGAUAGAGGAACAACUGAUGAAGCUACAGAUGCAGGCCACAGACAGAGAGGAGAACAAGCAGAUCGCACUGGGAACCUCCAAACUCAACUACCUGGACCCACGCAUCUCUGUGGCAUGGGUUAAGAAAUGGGACGUUCCCAUGGAGAAGAUUUACAACAAAACCCAGAGGGAGAAGUUUGCCUGGGCCAUCGACAUGGCUGAAGAGGACUACGAGUUUUAGAUCCUGUUCUGUCAUUUUAUCCCUCCAUUUUAUUAUUGUUUCAUUUUAGAAGUAUGUGUAGUUCAUGUGAUUGAGUCCACCAUGUAAAAUGGGGAUCAUUCUUAGCAUUUGACCAGGGUCCUGUUUGAAGCAUGUACUGUAUCCUUCCUUCCUCCCUUGAAUUGAACGCAGAUCUGAUAGGUUAAAGCAGUAUGGUAGAAACCUUGCUUACACGUAUCCAAUCACAUGCAAAUCAGUGAUGAGGAAUAAAAUAGUGCAUUGGCCAAGUAUUCAAACAGGGAUCACGCCCUGAAUCUUACUGCAGUGAAAAGUAUAGUAGUGUGUUUGACCAAAACAUGUUAACCGGACCUUUCAACCUUAUCAGCUUCUGUGAUUUUCAGCUAGCUAAUAGAAGAACUGUAAAUGCCUGCUUUUUCUAUUGAUUUAUGCUACAAUAUCUUAGUCAUCAAAUAUAUUGAUAAAUUCUAUAUUUUGAAAUAUUCAUGAAUUAAUCUAAGAAUUCCCUAAUGAGCAGCACCUUCAUACCUUGUGGGAGGAAACAGAGCAGUGGUAUGGUGUGUGUGUGUGUGUGUGUGUGUGUUUAAUGGUGAAUGAGUGCACCAUAUUUGAUGAUUUAUGAACUUUGAAAUCUGUAUGAAGAGAGGAGAAGAACAUGAGGAUGAUGUUUAUAAUGGAUGAUGAUGAAUAAGAAGCAACCAAUCACUAUGCUCGUGUAAUUCUGGCACAUAGAAUGUGAAUGUUUUUCAUUGGUUUCAUUUUGCUGUUUAUUUCAGGGAUGUAUAUAUUUCUUGUCUGUUUUCAGUACGUACUGGUAUGUUAUUCUGUAUUUUGUAGGAUAUGUAUCCUUCGUGUUGUCACCAGGCCUCCCUACCUGUAGAUAGAUGUCUUUUCACACGUUUUGCUGAAUGAAAACUAUUCCACUGUAUGUUACUUGAAGAAAUGGCUAUAUAAAAAUGUAUUGUUUUGGUGCCUGUUUUGUGUAGAUACAAAUGACUGCUUGCUCUUUUAAAAGGAGCAAAAUAGAAAUGUGUGAGGGAUAUGGAUUUUGCCAAAAAUAAAAACAAAAUAACUGUUACAUAAAGAUCUAUCAUUAAUUAAAGAUUUGAGGGUGUUUCUUUUUUUUUUGUACUGCUGUAAACAAUGUGGAAGAAAUAUGUCCUCUAUGAAAUGAUUGUUUCAUGUGAAUAAGCAUUUACGUAACAUUAUUCAAUUAGCAUUAUUACCACUAAGCACUUCUUUAGCAUUAAUGUAACUAGUCAUUAGCCUUUCUUAAUAACCCUUUAGCCAUUUAGUUUUGUUUGUUGUUUGCUAAUUAUAUUUUGCUUUUGUAGAUUAUUGGAGAAUAAAACAUACAACUCAUCA